Messenger RNA from Labeo rohita (rohu), 1822 nucleotides. Its product is annotated as PI-PLC X domain-containing protein 1-like. The coding region runs from base 141 to 1055 and encodes 304 amino acids. Gene Ontology annotation, molecular function: phosphoric diester hydrolase activity. The transcript is spliced from 6 exons. Gene Ontology annotation, biological process: lipid metabolic process. The record is from RefSeq and is a predicted model, not a curated record. Lineage: Eukaryota; Metazoa; Chordata; Actinopteri; Cypriniformes; Cyprinidae.
UUUAUUAAACAUAAAGAGGACACAAAUAGGUAUAAAAUGAUAAAACUUACCUAAAUGGUCUGCUUGGACAGCUGUGAACCACAUAACGUCUUUUUCUCCUAGGCAUUUGUAUCACUGAAAAAUAGGACAAGAACAAGAAAAUGGCUGAAACGGAAAGUCUAGCUGACUGGAUGUCUAAUCUUAAUGAGAAAUUCACAAAAAUCCCCUUGAGCCAGCUUGCUAUUCCAGGGAGUCAUGAUGCUAUGGCAUACAGCUUAGAUAUGGAUUCUUCAGUACUGGAACCUGAAAAACUAAAGGCUUUGGACAAGAUGUUCAGCACUUUCUUAAGGCCCAUUGUCAAAAAAUGGGGUACUGCCCAGGAAAAGAACAUCUCUGAGCAGCUUGAUGCGGGUAUGCGAUACUUUGAUCUGAGGGUUGCUGGAAAGCCUGAAUCUAGUGAUUUAUUCUUCUAUCAUGGACUGUACACAACAAUGACUGUGAAGGAGGGAAUGACAGAAUUGGAGAAAUGGUUAGGACAGCAUACUAAGGAGGUUGUCAUCCUUGCUUUCUCACAUUUCAAAGAAAUGUCAGACGAUCAACACACAGAACUGACCAACUUCCUCAAAGAGCACUUUAAAACAAAACUCUGUCCGAAGCCACAAGUGCCCUCACUCAAGGACUGCUGGGAAAGUGGCUACCAGGUCAUCCUCUCUUAUGACAACAGAAAAGUGGACGAUCCUGUUUUGUGGCCUCGAAUCGAGUACUGGUGGGCUGAUAAUUCAGACCCCAAGGAGGUCAUUUCAUACCUCAAUGACCAAAAACAAAAAGGAAGACCAGAGGGAUUGUUUGUUGCUGGUCUCAACUUGACUUUUGAUGGGAAUGACAUGCUCCUGUACCUCACAAAAUCUUUAAAGGAGAAGACCAUGCUGGCCUACCCUCUGUUGCUUGACUGGGUGAAGGAGCAACACCCAGGCUCUGACAAAGAAAGUGUCAACAUUAUUGCUGGAGAUUUUGUUGGAGUGAAUAGCUUUGCUCAGGAUAUCAUUAAGCUCAACAAUGCUGACAGUGGUUCAUGAGAAGAUCUUAUGAGUCAAUAUGAAAAGUCCUUAAUAAGAAAGUUUCAGAAUAUUUUGUUUAAUUCGUCCUUGGUUACAAUGGUACAUAGUUUUUAGAAUUUAGUUUUUAGGUUACAGCAAAAAGUCUUCUUGAGCAUUUAACAUACACUACCAGUCAAAAGAUUUUUAAUGUUUUUUUUUUUAGAAUUGUCUUCUGCUCACCAAGCCUGCAUUUAUUUGAUCCCAGUGGAAUAAGCAGUAAUAUUGUGAACUAUUUUUACUAUUUAAAAUAACUAUUUGAAUAUAUUUUAAAAGGUAAUUCAUUCCUGUGAUCAAAGCUAAAUUUUCAUCAUCAUUACUCCAGUCUUCAUCGUCACAUGAUCCUACAGAAACCAUUCUAAUAUGCUGAUUUUCUGUUCAAGAAAAUGUAUUAUUAUAAUUAUUAUCAAUAUUUAAAACAGUUGAGUAAUUUUUUUCCAGGAUGAUGUGACUGGAGUAAUGAUGCUAAAUAUUCAGCUUUGAAAUCAAAGGAAUAAAUUAAAAUAUAACAUAUAUUUAAAUAGAAAACUAGUAGUAAACGUAUUUUAAAAAUGUUACUGUUUUUGCUGUACUGUACAAAUAAAUGUAGGCUUGGUGAGCAGAAGAGACUUCUUUAAAAAUGCAUUACAAAUCUUACUGUACAAAAACUUUUGACUGGUAGUGUAUUAAAGAAAUAAACAAAUUAAAAUUCUUAAAUAAAUAAUAAAAAUGUUUAAUGUGAGUCAGUGGUGUUUUGGGUCUUAUUAACU